GUGGGUGUGGUGAGACCAGCUGGGACGGCAGAGCCGAGGCAGGUAACCCAGUGGAGGCCUGAAGACAUAUAAGGCCAGGGCCAGGGUGGCGGAGGAGAGGACCCUGGGCACGGAGCAGGCGGAGCAGCGGAGGGACUUAUUUUGUUUCCAAAUGGCUUCUUCCCUUUAUCAUCUCCUCCUUUUUGUUGGUCUCUGGACUGCCAUCUACUGCAAGCCCCCAUCCGAUCCCCACAGCAGAGGGUCUCCACGCCCUCCCUCUGCCAAGGACAGCCCUGCCUCCCUGGUGUCUUCUGGCAGUACCAACUUUGCCUUCCACCUGUACCGGAGACUGGCUCUGCACAGCCCGAGCCGGAACGUCUUCUUCUCCCCCGUGAGCAUCUCCACGUCCCUGGCCAUGCUGUCUCUGGGGGGCUACUCAGCCACCAAGGCUCAGAUCCUCAGGACCCUGGGCUUCAACCUGACAGUCACACCAGAAUCCGCCAUCCACCAGGGUUUCCAGCACCUGGUCCAUGCACUGAAUGCCCCCAACACAGAGCUGGACUUGAGGAUGGGCAGUGCCCUCUUUGUCAAAAAAGGGCUACAACUUCAGGCAAGUUUCCUAGACAGAGCCAAGAGGCUGUAUGGGUCAAAGGUCUUUUCCAUGGAUUUCUCCAACGCCUUCAGUGUCCAGAGGAUCAACAGAUAUGUGGAAAAGGAGACCAAAGGAAAGGUGACAAACUUAAUCCGAGACCUUGACCCUCUGACAGCCAUGGUCCUGGUGAACCACAUUCUCUUUAAAGCCAAGUGGAUGAAGCCCUUUAACCCUGCAGAUACCCACAGAAGCUUCCCAUUUCUGGUGGACAAACAGACCACCGUGCACGUCCCCAUGAUGCAGCAGAUGGAAACUUUUGCUUUUGGAGUAGACCCCCAGCUGAACUGCUCUGUGCUGCAGAUGGACUACAAGGGGGACACCAGGGCCCUCUUUGUCCUCCCUGGUGAGGGCCGGAUGCGGCAGCUGGAAAAGGCGUUGUCAACCAGGUUGCUGCGAAGGUGGAGCCACUUACUCCAGAAGAGGCAGAUAGAGGUCUUCAUCCCCAAAUUUUCCAUUUCUGCCUCCUACAACCUGGAAACCAUCCUCCCAAAGAUGGGCAUCCGUGAUGCCUUUGGCAAGAAUGCUGAUUUUUCUGGAAUUACAAAAACAGGCUUUCUGCAAGUUUCUAAAGCUACUCACAAAGCUGUGCUGGACAUCGGUGAGGAGGGGACAGAGGCUGCGGCAGCCACCGCCACCAAGCUCAUAGUCCGGUCCAAGGAUAGACCCUUUUCUACUGUCUUACGCCUUGACAAACCUUUCAUAGUUAUACUUAUGAAAGAAGAUAUAAACUCACCUCUCUUCAUAGGAAAAAUUGAGAAUCCCACUAAAGCCUAGUGGGAACCUGACCUGUUGAUCAAUCAUCCGCUUUUAAAGAUGCACAGGAAAUGACAUCCGGCACUGCCCGUGCUCCCAGGUGACCCUGAGAUCCUCCUCCUCCUGGUCCAAGUAUCCACCUCACCUGUACCUGGGAUGCUGUUCCCAGGUACAACAUCCGACUGACAGCAGAGGUCCUGGUCCCAAGCCCCAACCCAGGAACCAGGCAGUGCGGCCCUUUCUGCCAGCUCCCCACCGGGUUUGAGAAGCACGGCUGGGCCGGAAGCUCCACCCCUCAGAGCCCCGAAGGAUGCAGUGAGAGCGGGCAGCUAGAUUGCAGAAUUACGGUUGUGCAGUCAGAUGUGAAUCCAGCCACAGCAGGGCUCCUUCAGUACCUGCAGAGUCCUGUUUUGCCUGAUGGGCGACUCAGCGGCUGGGAUGCCACCCCAGGGCAUAGCAGCAGCUGCGUGAAUGAAUUCAUUCUUCAUUUGCUCAACAAUAACCUAGGAAGCAUUUCCUGUGCACUAGGAGUGAAUCAGCCGGAUGGGUCCCCGGGAUGUUGGACCUGAGUGGAGAAGGCAGGUCAGCCAAGCACAACAGAGUGAAAUCCACACAUCAGCAAGAUCUUGGCAGAUGAGGAGCCACAUCCCAACCACAGAAUUCCAGGGGAGUCACGGGAGGGCGGGGCCGUGUUGCAUGAGCAAGGAGAUUGGUGAGCCAGGAGUGAGCACAGGGGUUUGGGGGGACAGAGGGAAGACCUUUUGCCUGGGGCAUCCUGUGUCAUACACAGAAUGGCAGAAGCUGGGGCACAGAGGUCUGAGGAGGUAGACUGUGUGACGAGGGCACAGUGACCAAUGAAAGUGGUCUGGGCUUGGGGGCAGCAUGCAGGAAGCCAGCUGGACACUUCUGGCAGGAAAAUGACAAGGCCUGAAGGUGUCCCCUAGUGCUGGCCACCUUCCUAACUGACCCUGUCAGACAUGCACGUGUGCAUAGCCCGCUGGGUGCUCAGCUCCUCCCUGGUGCCUUGUGGAGCAAUAGACAGUGCCAUAGGCUAUAGUGACCCCUAGGCAGUGGCAUCUUUGAGCUGUUGCCACCAUCCCUCCUGAUUCCUGUAUCAGGUGCCAACAUCACCUCUCAGCUGCAGUAUAUCUGCAUGGGUAUCCAAAACCCAGAAACCCCUUUCCUGGGGUACCAGUGCCCCUACCAGCUCACAGAUGAAUCAUCUGAGGCUCACACUGGUUUCCCAUGCUCUUUUAUAUGGAAAUAGGGUGCAAGGGCUCCUGCUGGACAGGGGCACUGAGUUCCCACAUGCACCCCCAUCCCAUCUGGUCCACAUGAGUCCACUCCAAGCAGGAACUCCAAGCAGGAAGACAGAUGACUGGCCCAGGCCGCUGGCACAGGAUCAGAACCAGGAGCAGAGCCCAGCCACAGGAGGCGACAGCCGCAGGAGGGGCAGCCACAGCUGAGCUUCCUCUGUGAGGGUCACAGUGGAGGACAAGUCACCCUGCCUCUCAGCACAGGCCUCAUACAAGGCUUGGUGCUGUCCGUGCCCAGAAUAGCAGGCAUGGAGAACUGGCGAGGGACGUCUGGGUUGCUUAGAGCACAUCCUUUCCAGUGACCCUCGGAAGCACUGUGGUGGGGUGGGAGAGGGCCACCACCUCCCCCAGCCUCCUUGCAGGUGACACUGCAGCUGCAGGCUGGUGCUGCUCACCAGGACACAUGUGAGCCCGCAGGUGCAAACUCCACCACAGACCAGGUUUCCUUGCUUGGGGGGCUCCGCUCUCUGUGGACUGAGAUGCUUCUCUUCAUCUGUUUUCAAAUGCACCUCACUGUGGUUUUGACAUUUGAUGCAAUCAGGUAUUGUAGGACAUCAGCCUGAGUCAACUGUUUUCGGAGAAACAUUGGAUUACCCAAGAGGAGGAGGCUCAUCACCCCAUGCAGUGCCACUUGGGAGCACCGAGGUUGUUUUGGAGGAACAGGGCCAAGGGAAGGUGUGGGCAGGCCCUCUGGGACCGCAGCGUGGGAGGGAGAGGGUGGGACUGUCCCUAAGGGCUGGAGGUGAGAGAGCAUGAGGUGUGUGGUUGGAGGGUUAAAAAGACUCGCUCUCCUCACCCUGUUGUGGUUUCAUUUGAUGUUUAUUCUUUGUGAUAGUUCCUGUGCAAUCAGGGUUUUGUUCAUAAAGUCUUUGCCUACCUUUA
Molecule: messenger RNA, 3582 nt
Organism: Cavia porcellus (domestic guinea pig)
Lineage: Eukaryota; Metazoa; Chordata; Mammalia; Rodentia; Caviidae
Product: serpin A9
Exons: 5
Coding region: 152-1405 (417 amino acids)
Biological process (GO): negative regulation of endopeptidase activity
Molecular function (GO): serine-type endopeptidase inhibitor activity
Source: RefSeq, a predicted model, not a curated record